Molecule: messenger RNA, 1383 nt
Organism: Hibiscus syriacus
Lineage: Eukaryota; Viridiplantae; Streptophyta; Magnoliopsida; Malvales; Malvaceae
Product: receptor-like cytosolic serine/threonine-protein kinase RBK2
Exons: 6
Coding region: 78-1208 (376 amino acids)
Biological process (GO): protein phosphorylation
Molecular function (GO): protein kinase activity; ATP binding
Source: RefSeq, a predicted model, not a curated record
GGUUUCUUUUUCCCUGUCUUGUCUCUUUUAAAUGAACCAUGGAAUUUAGCUUGGGUUCCUCUCAAUGAACUUUACAAAUGGAAAAGAAGGAUAAUUCAUGUUCCCCCACUGGUUUCCUCGAGGAUUUCUUCAAGAGUGAAGAAUUUGAAAGGAAUCAUUCAUGCAAAGAACAUAACAUAGAUUCAACAAAUGAGCAGAAUUCAAAGCAAGGUUCUCGACGAUGGCGAGGAUUCGGGCAAUUAUUCACAAGUAAAUCGAAGAAAUCAUUAGUCAAUUUUCAUUCUCUAGGGUCACUCAGGCUCUCGUUGAAGAGUAGUAGCAUGCGAGAAAAUGUUGCCGUGGCACCGGUUUUUCUCGCCGACGGCAAUUCAUUUAAUCGUAGGUGUUCGAGGAAAGUUUUCGCUCUUUCCGAGCUUCGAAUCGCCACUAAAAACUUCAGCACAGAGAAUCUUGUUGGAAAGGGUGGAUAUGCUGAAGUUUAUAAAGGAAGAUUACAUAAUGGGCAGCUUGUUGCCAUUAAAAGGCUAACGAAAGCCACACCCGAUGAGAUUAUAGGCGAUUUCUUGUCCGAGCUUGGUAUUAUGGCUCAUGUGAACCAUCCCAAUGCUGUUAAGUUAAUUGGCUAUGGAAUUGAAGGUGGGAUGCAUCUUGUCCUUGAGUUGUCCCCUAGUGGAAGCUUAGCUUCUCUUCUUUAUGGUUCAAAGGAAGUACUGACAUGGGGUAUUAGGUUUAAGAUUGCUCUAGGGACAGCUGAAGGUUUAAGGUAUCUUCAUGAAGGUUGUAAGAGGAGAAUCAUCCAUAGAGAUAUCAAGGCUGCAAACAUUUUGCUUACAAAGGACUUUGAUCCUCAGAUUUGUGAUUUCGGGCUUGCGAAAUGGCUACCAGAACAAUGGACUCACCACAAAGUUUCCAAGUUCGAAGGCACAUUCGGCUACCUCGCUCCUGAGUACUUAAUGCAUGGCAUAGUCGAUGAGAAAACUGAUGUUUUCGCCUUCGGUGUACUGUUGCUGGAACUCGUCACGGGCCGCAGAGCUCUGGAUUUCUCUCUGCAGAGCCUUGUAUUGUGGGCAAAACCUUUGCUAAAGAAAAACGACAUUAGAGAGCUGAUCGAUCCUGCUCUUGGACAAGAUUACAGUGUUCGACAAGUGAACCUCGUCCUCUUGGUAGCAUCGAUGUGCAUACAUCAAACUUCGAUACGGCGCCCUUAAAUGAGUCAGGUUAUAGAGCUGCUUAAUGGCAACCCCAACAGCUUAAAGAGCGCGAGACAAUGUCGGGUCCCGUUCUUUGGAAAAGCAUUUCAUGAAGAGACCUACAAUGGUGAAGAUCUAAGCUUUAGAAACAAGUUGCAUUCAGUAAGAUAAAAUUCAGUGGUGCACAAAAGGG